AGUGACCAACGCUCUCGGUAGUUGAGUGAAAUGAGGCCGCCGUCGGUUUUCGAUAGCAAUAUUAUUUAGAACAGUGUGGCGCAGGUUGUGCUUGAGCAGCGGCUGAGGCCAAAAUUCAUCGUUUUUCCUCCUUUGUGCAGCGCGCUGCGAUGCAGCGGAAAGUGUUUGGCAGCAGGGCAGCGUAGUGAAGAAGAAAUGGUGCUCAAUCGCAGAAAUGGCAUUUCGUUGGGAAAAGUGCGCGCGAGCUGGCUGUGAAGUGAUGAUGUUCCAAAUUCUUUGAAUGAUUUUCCCCUCCGAAGCGAAGAGGAAAAGAAAGUGAUAUUUUUCCCCCCACACUCGGUGGUGGAGGAGGUGCUAAAAACGGGAUCAGCGUGCAGUGGUGGCCAGCGCAGAGGACAGCAUUAGACAGCGUUGUUGCGUGUUUCGGCCCAAAAGCGGGCGGUAUCGCCAAAAAAAGGUAUAAGCGAAAAGAGAAAAGAGAAGAAGAAAAACGUUGACUGAAGAAUUUUCCCUCGUCGUGUGCGGUGAAGAGGGGGAGAGCUUUGUGUUCGCGAAAGAAGAAAGCACACACAACGGGAGGGAAAUAAUCGCGAGAACGCCAUCUGCUGGUGUGCGUAAGCGCGCAGUGUUUUGUGGGCUUUGACGGAGUGUGCGUGCGUGUGUGUGUGUGUGGCGAGCGCGGACGUGUGUGUAGGGACGUGUGUAGAAAGAAUUUUUAUUUACUAGCGUGUCGCGCGCGGAUUGUGACGGUGUGUCUCUUUGCUCUGGCGAGAAGGUUGGUGCAGGCAGAAGUAGUUUUUCUUUCCUGUGGCGAACAAGAAACAAAGCGCGCCCGAAAGCUUGGCUAGCUUUUCGUUUUUCGUGGUGAAAAGUGGUGGAGAAAGGGCAAACGGUGGAAUAGAGACUGCAGCUACGCAACAAAAUGAGCACACCGGAUGCUGGAUCGACUGGUGGUGGUGGUGGUGGAGGGGCAGUUAGCAGUUCUGGUGGGACAGGAGGAACCGUUGGCGGUGGUGGGGCAGACAAAACUGCAUCUUCCGGUUCGGUGAACGUUUCUAAGACGUCGUCCUCAGUAGGCGGAACAGUAGCAGCAGUAGCAGCAGGAGCGGGUGGAGGAACAGCGGGAGGAGGUCAGCUGAGUGCAACGGCUGUGGUUGGCGGUGGUGGUACUGGUGGUGGAGGAGGAGGCGGCGGUGGUGCAGGCGGGGCCACGGUGACCACCACAACGAUACCGAUUGAUUUGGCCUCCGCGUCGAAGGUUUUGGUGCGCCCGGAGAAGACGACGAUGUCCACCACAACGUACAGAUUCGGCUCAACGCCCGGCAGCCAGAUGCGUGUCGUAAUUCCGAGCAGUGCCGCGCAGCAAACCUUCUACCGGCAGCCGGCCAACAUCAAGCAAGUGUUCCCCUCCACCCAUCUACUUGCAGAUGCGACGACGACGAACCGAACGCAGAUCAGCACCCUGCCGGGGGCGCGCACCGUCACCCAGACGGCCUCGCUGACGGUUUCGCGGCCUCCACCGACCAUCCCGCCGACCACCGUGUCCUACCACGUGUCGAACCGCGUCUCGGCCACGCCGGUCGUGGCGGCCAACCUGCAGGCCACGAGCCGGGCCACCAUUAACGGGCCGAUUCGCAUCACGACGCCCCCGAUACAGGGGGCCACCCAGGGCGGCGGCAACACGACCACGUACGUGCAGCGGCAAGCGCCGACGGUCGUGCCGUCGCGUAGCGUCACUUCGUCCGGCACGCCCACGGCCGCUACGAUCAUUUCGCAGAGCAGCAGCGGCGCCACGACGACGCUCGUGCCCAACUUCCAGAUGUCGACGCCGCUGUUCCGGGCGGGCGGCAUCGGGACGGGGACGGGCCAGACGGUGACCGGUGCACCGCGGGCGCGCGUCGUCACGCAAACGACCCUGUCCGCCAAUCACCACCAGGUGGCGGGAGUGGCCGGCAGCACGGGCGGAGGUGCAGCAGGUGGGGGCGGUGGUGGAUCCGCCGUCGGCAACAGUGGAGGAGCGUCCGGAGCGGCGCAGCAAGCGGUCGCCAUCAGCUCGGCCGGUGGUGGUGGUGGCGGAGGUGGCGCAAGUGCAGUAGCCUCGAGCGGAGGCGGAUCCGGCGGUGGGCAAUCGCAAGCAUUCGUAGCGACACUGUCGGCGGUGCUGCAGGGCCCCCGACAAGUUUCGACGCUGCUCUACACGAACAAUAGCAACGCGCAGCAGUACACGAUUGGGCCGAACCAGCAACGGUUGGCGCUGACCACGACCCUUUCGCCCCAGCGGCCCCAGGCAACCGUUACGACCGGCAUCCGGCCGACGAUUCAGCGACUCCCGACCUCGGGUAUACGCGUCAGCACGGGCAGCCUGAACUUCCGCUCCCCCGUGCUCGCUUCCACGACGGUGCUGACGACGAUCGCUUCGAGCACGGGUACGGUGGGCACCGUUACCAACAGCCAACAGCAGCAACAGCAGCAGCAACAGCAACAGCAACAGCAGCAACAACAGCAGCUCCAGCAACGCACCGUCACCGCGACGGGUGGUCCGGGCGGAGCGACCGCCAUUUCGAACGCCAUCCCGGCACGCAUCAUACAGGUGCAGAACCCACCGAGCGGUGCGACCGGCACGGCCCAGAUCGUGAACCGGCUGCAGACGAAUCUGGUCAACAUACAGCCGCUGAUUGUGAGCAACAGCCGGCUGCCCCAGAGUGCCCUCCAGCCCGGCAUCACGAUCGCGCAGGUCGGGAAGCUAACGCAAGUCGCCACGGCUGGCAGUGGUGGGGAUAGUGGUGGUUCGGGGUCGGGCAACACGGGCGGCAACUCCGGGACGACAACGCUGCAAACCGCCACCGGACAGCAGAUCGUCGUCAGCACGGGUGGUGCCGGUCCGGGUGGUGGCGGCGGCGGUUCACCAGCGACGGCCAUUAUCGCUGGCAAUCUCAUCACGGCGAACCAUCCGGGAGCGGGCGGGAAUGCCGGUGGCGCUCAAACGACCCACCAGGGGCAGAUAACGCAAAUCGUGAACGUUAAUGCCGGCCAACCGACGGUGGUUUCGGCGGCCGUCAGUAGCGGACAGCAGCAGCAAAUUGUCACCGUAAGCCAGGCGGGAGGAGGAUCAGCAACGACCGGGACAGUUAUUCCGUUGCCACUGGCGCUCACGAGCGCACGGAAUGUUGGCGGCGGCGGUUCGAAUGCGCACAGUCCGCUGAGCAUCGUGACGGGUGGAAUUGUGCGGACGGCGGGAGGUGCUACGGGAGCUGGCGGUGUUUCGGGCAGCUCGACCUCCAUCGCGUCCGUGUUGCCGAUUGCAAAAGUCACGCCCCAGCAACAACAAACACUGGUUUCGAUGGAUUCUGGCUCCAGUGGUGGUGGCGUUACGCAGCAUUAUUCCGUCGCGAGCAGUGGCGGCGUUUCCGGUGGACCUUCGCUGUACAUUCAAACGCGUCCGGGGGGUCCAGGAUUGGCUGGAGCUGUAGCAGGCAAAGCGGUGAGUGGAGCAACCGGUGCAACACUGAGCGUCGUUUCGUCGGGAUCGUCCGGUGGCGGUGGUGCUGGAACGGGUGGCUCCGCUGCCUCUGCAACCACCUUCCUCCCAACGUCAACGUUCUACUACGAGCGGCUAACGUCUUCGCCGGCCACCAGUGCACCCUCCUCGACCGCGGGCGUAACCAUCUCGUCCACCGGCAUACCGGUAUCGUCCGCCACGUUCGUGCAGGCCGUGGCUGCGUCCUCUUCGUCAUCCUCCACCAUCACGACAGCGAGUGCAAUCAGUGGACCAGUUUUCUCCAUUCCCGCUUCGUCGAGUGUCAUCAACAGCAGUGGUGGUGGCGGUGGUGGUGGCAAUACAACCGUCGUCACUGUGGCUGCUGCUGGCAAUCCAACCCUAGCGCCGUACGGCAGCACCGGCUCGUUUGCGAUCGUGCAAGCUUCCCCGGCCGGGUCGGGCGUUGGUGCUCGCACAGCCACCCUGGCCACUGGGCCAAUCCAUGGAAUUGUGCCCGCGUCCGUACAAACCGGUGCUGGCAGUGGCACCACCGCUAACAUUGUGUCCGUAUCGCAACCAACGACCGGGGGCGCAUCCUCCACCACGACGCAGAUCGUGCCCAUACGGUUCCACUCCCAGAUGGUCGUGGAUAGCAGUGGGCAGACACAACAGAUCAUUGUUUCGAGCGGUGGCGGUGGUAACGCUGGUUCUGGAGGCGGUCCGACCAACAUUGUGCCGAUCAUUCCCGUCGGCACGAGUGGUGCAACGGCCGUCGUUACCGCGACGACAAAGCAACAAUCCUCCCAGCAGGAUUCACCGCAAUCGAGCAUUCUGCGCAAGCGGACACUCGUGGAGACGGCGGGCGGCACAAUCAAGGCGACACCCGUCGGAAAGGAUCUAACCGCAGCACUGAUGGCAGUGGAGCGAGAACGUGUGCGGGAGCAGCAGGACGCCCAGCAUCUCAUUCUACAACAGCAGCAGCAGCAGCAACACCACCACUUGGUGACGGAAUUGCGAGACUUGGCCAAUGCGUCACCAUUGCACCAUUCGCGGCCACCAUCGACCGACGGCUCGACGACGGUCAGCGCGACCUCCAGCCCCGGUCUGGACGAGCAGGAAGAGGAAGAGCUGCGUGCGCAAGCAUACGCAAACCGGGCCAGCAAUGCCAUAUCGGGAGACGGCCACUUUAAACCCGUCCAGGAUGAGCAUCACUUCCUGCAGCAGCAGCAGCAACAGCAGCAGCAACACCAUCGGGAAAUUCUCUCCCUCCACUGUACGGAAAGCUUCCCGACCAAUCUCGGCACCAGCACAACGCUGUCGGUGGUUCCGAUACCGAAUCACAACAUCUCACUGGUGUCGAUCGGUGGUGGCAGUGCCGCCGGCAACGCUAGCAACGGUGCGGGAGGAAGCUACGAGCAGUCGCCUCGGAAGAAGGCACGCAAACAGCUGCUCCUGCCGAUGACGGACGGGCACCAUCAUCAUCAUCACCUGCCACCGUUGAAAUCGAACUCGUCUUCCUCCUCCUCGUCGUCGUCCUCCUCCGUCAUGACAAACUCGUCUACCUCGUCGGCGGGAACUGUCGGAGGCGGAUCACAGCAGCAUCUGAAUUCGGGUGGCGGAGCGCCCGACGACGAGCGGAUGGACACGAGUGCCAGUGGACUGGUGGUGCUGGGCAAUGUUCCGACGGGUGGAUCUACGCCCGGAAGCAAUUCCUCCAGCCUCGGCCACCAUCACGCGAAUGCGAACAAGCACAGCGGCUCGUCGAUGAACAACAGCAUGCACAACAGCAACAACGUUCGCAUGGAUCCACCGUCCGGGUCGGUGUCCGGCGCGCCAGUCGGACCAAACAAUACCAUCUCGGUGGUGACGGCGCGACAAAACGUGGCGUUACGGAAGCCAAACAACCUUAGCUUAUUGCAGUCUUACAAGCAAACGUGGAAAUCGGCCAACAAUCACUUCCAGCGGUAUACCGACGUGAAGCAGCGGGAGGAACGGCGCCCCACGGUGAUGGACAUUGCCAGCCAGUCGCACAUUCUGCAAAAGCUGAACGGCUGGAAGAUUUAUCAUCUCAGCGCACAGAUAGAGGAUCUGUGCGAUCUUGAAUCUCAAGCCUACGGCGAGCUGGGGCAAAUGUUACGUGCAAUGGAGAAUGGCAACAGCAGCAGCAGUACAAGCAGCAGUAGCAGUAGCAGUGGCAAUGGAAGCAGCACGCCGACCAAACCCUCGGCAGAAGUCGAACGCAUCAAUGAGCUGUUGAAGGGCAACAUGCAGCGCAGUAAAAUCAUCAUCGACGGUAUCAAUGAUGCGCGCACACAGAUAAUGAAAAUUUUCAAACACAAACCGCAUGUGUCGGACAUCAUUUUAAGGUGCGCCUCGAAGCGGAACUUCAAGAAGCGGGAGAAAACGUAAAUGGUGCAAGGGGCGGCCUUACACAUAUCGGUAUUUAACGGUUGAAGAGACUACCCGCUGGUUGGAGCGGUGUCGUGUGUAAGUGGUGUAAUAUUGUUCUUCAGUUCUUAGCAUAAAAUGCAGUGUGCGCAAACUUCUUAAAGUGUAGAGUAUUUUAGGCAGCUUUUAGCAUACAAACACAAACACAAGCGCUCUUGAAGUAGUUGUAAAGGAUUAUUUUAAUAGAAGCAAUUGCUAUUGAUAGAGAGGGCGCACCGUGAAGUGCAACAUCCCCACAUUUGAAACCCAAUAACGUGUCAUAUAUAGUUUUAUCUGUUUCCACCCCAUCAUAUAAUUUUCCCUCUUGCUCAUGAUCUCCCGCACAAAAGGGAGAAAAGAAAGUGUUGUGAAUUUUGUAAAAUAGCAGCAAACCUCUCACACACGGACCGGUAGUAGUAGUAGUAUUUGUGAUUAGUAGGGAAAGCAAAAUGAUCCUUUUUACUUGUAUAAAUGACCGUGACCGCUUGCAGGAUCAAAAGUUAUGUUUUUUUGUGUGUGUGAGUGAUGAGUUUAAGCAAGAUCUAGGCUGUAAGGGCUAUAAUUUAAGUUCAAACAACAAAGGUGUCGCACUGAUUGCGUCAUGGCAGAAAAUGUUUUGAAAAUAAAACGUGUA
This is a messenger RNA of Anopheles coluzzii, 6539 nucleotides long. RefSeq names its product mucin-12 (gene Sap130). Gene Ontology annotation, cellular component: Sin3-type complex. Gene Ontology annotation, biological process: negative regulation of transcription by RNA polymerase II. Lineage: Eukaryota; Metazoa; Arthropoda; Insecta; Diptera; Culicidae. The coding region runs from base 923 to 5887 and encodes 1654 amino acids. The record is from RefSeq and is a predicted model, not a curated record. The transcript is spliced from 6 exons.